Messenger RNA from Saccharomycodes ludwigii, 1917 nucleotides. RefSeq names its product Avt1p (gene AVT1). Gene Ontology annotation, cellular component: vacuolar membrane. Gene Ontology annotation, biological process: amino acid transmembrane transport. Gene Ontology annotation, molecular function: amino acid transmembrane transporter activity. Bases 1 to 1917 code for a protein of 638 amino acids. The record is from RefSeq and is a predicted model, not a curated record. NCBI's taxonomy places the organism in Eukaryota, Fungi, Ascomycota, Saccharomycetes, Saccharomycodales, Saccharomycodaceae. The transcript has a single exon.
AUGACUGGUAGAGACAUCGAAGGGCAACAAACAGACCCAAUAUCGUCAACUCAAAACAAUAACAACGGUAUUCAUUAUAUCUCGAUUCCGAUCUCUGUUGUUUCGAAUACCAACGAGAACUCAUCAAAUCCAAAUGCAUCCGAUAACAAUAAUAAUGCCACUUAUGGUUCAAUAGAAAUAAGAAAGAAUAACAACGGCAAUAAUGGCAUUCACAUAAGCAGACGUGGCUCUAUUUUUGAUCAACCUUUUGGUUCAUUUAAGGGACCGAAUUCUUUGAGUAGAUUUGCUUCUUCUUUCAAAAGAGCCAAUUCUUUUAAAUCGGUUGAACUACAUCACGAUAAAGAAAGAUCCUUUUUCAAAGAUGGUUAUGAUGAACUAUAUGACCCAAACACACUAGCUCCAAGUGCACAUGGUAGAAGAUUAUCAUUGGCUUUAAGCAACAGCAAUUUGAAUGGUGCAACCAACAACAGGACUUUAUUGCAGAACCAAGCUUCGAUUUCUGAUUUAUUAUCACAUUCGGGCAAUCAAACAGUUUUUGAUGAUCGCGAUUCUGCGGUUUCAAGUUUAUCACCGUCUGUUUCCGGUACAAGUCAUGUUGGUUAUUUGAACGGGAUUGCUGCUAAUGCCAGUUCUACUAACACUGUUCCAUUUGACAGUAACUCUAUUGUUUUAAAAAAGGUAGAAACCAAGAACGGAAACGUUGUUACUGUGUUGGCAGGGCAGUCCACUGCGCCUCAAACCGUUUUCAAUUCUGUUAAUGUUUUAAUCGGAAUUGGCUUGUUGGCCUUGCCACUAGGUAUGAAAUAUGCCGGGUGGGUUGUUGGUAUUCCAUUGUUAUUUCUGUUUGCAAUCGCCACUUUUUGUACCGCAGAAUUGUUGUCCAGAUGUUUAGACACUGAUCCAACAUUAAUUUCGUACGGUGAUUUAGGAUAUGCUGCUUUUGGUGCUAAGGGUCGUGCGUUAAUUUCCUUGUUGUUUACUUUUGACUUGAUGGGCAGUGGUGUUUCCUUGUUUAUUUUAUUUGGUGACUCGCUCAAUGCUCUUUUCCCUCAAUACUCAGUGACAUUUUUCAAGCUUAUUGGGUUUUUAAUUAUUGCUCCUCAGAGUUUUGUUCCGUUAAGUGUUUUAUCCAAUGUUUCACUGUUGGGAAUAAUAUCCACAACUGGGACUGUUGUUGUUAUCUUUUUAAGUGGUCUUUACAAGUCUACAUCGCCAGGAUCUUUAAUAAACCCAAUGCCAACACACUUAUUUCCUAAAUCAUUUAAUGACUUUUGUUUAUCCAUCGGAUUGUUGUCGGCUUGUUGGGGUGGCCAUGCGAUCUUUCCCAAUUUGAAAACAGACAUGAGACAUCCUGAAAAAUUUAAGGACUGUUUGAAAACUACCUAUUCAAUAACAUCUGUAACUGAUAUUGGGACUGCCAUUCUUGGGUUUUUAAUGUUUGGCUCCAGCGUCAUGGACGAAGUUACUAAGAGUGUGUUGUUGACUCAAGGGUACCCUAAUUUUGUUUACUUUUUAAUUUCUGCUUUGAUGGCUAUAAUUCCUAUUGCCAAAACUCCCUUGAACGCCAUGCCAAUCGUAUCUAUAUUGGAUAGAUUGAUGGGUAUUCAUAACGUUCAGCUUGACUUUGAAAGGGGGACUUUUAAAUACUACGGUGCUUUGUUCUUGGGCGGAUUUAAUAAGCUUAUGGUGAACCUUAUUUUUUUGUUAGUUUCCAUUCAACUACCAGCAUUCGAUAAACUAAUCGCAUUUAUUGGUGCAGGAUUAUGUUUUAUGAUUUGUUUUAUUUUACCAUGCCUGUUUUAUUUAAGGAUAUGUAGGGAAAGAGUUAAACCAUGGGAGAGAGUUGCUUGUCAUGUGACUAUUGUGGUCAGUGCAGUUCUGGCUGUUUUAGGUAUUGGUGCUGCAAUCUUUCAUUGA